AGAGUGAGGGGAGAGGUAGGUGAGGUGAGGUAGUCAGGAGAGCAGGACGCGCCAGUUGCUGCCGGUUCCUGCAGACGGAGCUAGUCGAUAUCGCCGCUCUGCGUCCCCACCACUGGCUCUGUGAUCACCCACUUCCCUGCUCCCUCUGCUGGCUGUACCCACACGUCAGAUCCCCCUCGCCUCCAGCCCUCUCUCGUUCCUCUUAAUUUUUAAAUCACAACAGCCAUUUGCGGUGAUGGCUCGUCGAGACGCACAUCGUCUUGAAGAAACAUAGUACACUCUCUUAAUAACAUUGAGCCUGGUAGCGAUAUCAAAACCAACAAGUGAGGAACGUCAGAAAAAGCCCGCGAAAGUUAGCAGGGGGCGACGGAAUCAGCAUCACAAGUAGCAGUUCAGUUCCCGGGCCGAGAUCAACAGGCAGAGGCGGAGGAUGGUAGAGCAGGUGGCGAGGGGCGAGCUAACAUGGUGAUCACGACACCUCCAGGCUAGUAGAGGAGUUGACCAAUGUUGCGGCUGACGUCUGAACCCAAUAAAGUCGUAAUCCAUCCGCACAAGAUGUUCGCCUCCAGACGCAAGAGCCUGCCAGACCCCUCAGCCCUAUCUUCGUUAUCUGGCACUCGUAACACUAAGCGACGCGCCUCCAAUGGCUUCCUCAACCCAGAGCUGAUGGCAGUCCCUGGUGAUGGAGGACCAUCAGGGUUGAGCAGUGGUGGCAGCAGCCUGGGUGAUGGUCGCUUGCUGGUGGCUGAUCUCAGGCAUCAUAACUUUGAUGCCAUCCGCUUUGCUUCCUAUCGCACCGCUGCCAAGCUCCGCUUUGUACAAAAGAAGACAAAUAUGCAUCGAGUUGAUAUUUGGAACAUCAUUGAAGCUUUCCGAGAAAAUGGUCUUAAUACUCUAGAGCCAUACACUGAGGUCAAGGUGUCGAGGCUGGAGACGUUAAUAUCAACCUUGUAUCAUAGUUUAAACAAGAGACUCCCAGUGGGACAGAAUGUUGUUAUUGAGUCAUCUACCUCUAUACUUCUAAACUGGUUGCUGUCUGCUUAUGAUAAAGAUGAUGAAGGCAAGUUGCGAGUGUUCAGUGUGAAGGUUGCAUUGGCUACACUGUGCAGCAGCAAACCUCUUGAUAAGCUCAGGUAUAUAUUCUCACAGAUAUCUGAUGGCAAUGGACACCUUUCACUUAGUCGCUUUUCUGAAUACCUGAAGGAAGUCCUUGCGUUACCAGCUGCUGUUUUUGAAUCUCCGAGUUUCUCGUACUCAGAAAAUUUAGUCACCCAUAUAUUUGAUGGGGUAAAGCAAAUUAAUGUCAAUGACUUCUUAGAAGUAGUUUUGGAGGAUCCGGGUCCAGAAUGUUUGGCAUGGUUACCCCUUCUACAUCGCCUUGCUGCCUCUGAAUCUGUCAUCCACCAGACCAUGUGUGAUGGGUGCCGGAGAGAAAACUUCAGCGGACUGCGAUACAAGUGUGAGAAGUGCCACAACUACAGUAUGUGCCAAGAGUGCUUCUGGCUAGGACGCUUCUCUCCCCCUCACUCCAUACAUCAUCAAGUGAAAGAAUACACCUCAUUUACACCAACUCGACAUUCUUUCCGUCGUAGCUUACGCUGUGUGCCAGACAGGCCAUCAGUAGAUAGACCAAGGUUUCCUGAGCAUCCAGAAAAAACUUUAAAUCUUUCUCAUAUAGUACCUCCAUCACCUCUCCCUACACAUAAUGGUUUUGAAGGAGGAGCUUCAGCACCUCCACCUACCUCCUUGGAUAGUCGUUCAUCCAGCAGAAGUUGUGUUAGCAGCUUACCAGACUGGAGUCAGCUGGACGAAGAGCACCGGCUCAUUGCCCACUAUGCUGCUCGACUUGCUAACCAAACUUCACAGUCAGGCAGUGAGAGUGUUGACUCCAGCCCAGGAUUUGAUGCCUCUUCAGCACAGCGUGAACUUAUCCAAUCACUUGAGGCAAAGAAUAGGGAUAUUAUGAGAGAGAUUAAUGCUCUAAGGAACAGAGUGUAUGUUUGCAGGCGACAGCAGGAGCGCGUGGAGGGUAGCAGCAACCCGACAUUGGUAGCAGAGCUGAGAUCCCUUCGGUCACAUCGUCAUGAGUUAGAGUCAAACCUUUCCUACCUCCAAGACUCACGCAAGCAGCUGAUGCAGCAAUUGGAGAGUCUUAUGAAAAUGCUCAAGAAUCAUCAAACCUCACCCACGACUCCAAAUGGAUCACCAAAAUCACCACCCUUUUCUACGAGUGGAACAGGUGGUAGUAGUGUAAUGUCAAACCUUCCCAGCGGGACACAGGGAUCCGUGGCUUCAUCGCGCUCGGCUCCGGCAACGCCCUCACAUACAGCUCAAGUAUCAACUUUAGAUUCUCUUUCUUCACUACAUGUUGAUGGCCUACAGUCAGCAGUUUCUUCAGUAUUCUCAAGUGCUGGGUCAAGUUGUACUCCAGACAACUCUCCUGAUGAUAGUCUAGCUUCUCGCAGUCUAAGAAAUGAUCUUUUAGUUGCAGCCGAUUCUGUCACAAAUGCCAUGUCCAGUCUUGUUCGGGAGUUAAAUUCAGAAAGUUCAGAUGAUGACUCGCUGCUAACCAGACCACUGCCUGAGCGAGACUAUGACUUCAAGGGCAUAUACGAAAGUCCAGCUUGGCGUAGCAUGACUGACGGCACCUACAAUGAAGAUGAGGGACCAUUAUCUCAUCUACACAUCCGCAAAUCUAGUGGGGACCUGCCUCUACUUAACACACAGGUUGGAAUGGGGAACAACAAGUGGCGUAACAGCCUGGUAGGCAAUGAAGACGAUGACUCAGUUCCUAGGAAAGAAAGCAACACACCUGAUUGGGAAGAGGCUGGUAUGGGGUGGGUCAACAGGUAAAGCUGAACAUCACAAAACUCAUAAUCAGAUGCAAGACAUAUUAUCUGACUAUACUACAUGAAGUUCAUUCAAUGUGAAAGACGUAUUUGAAAAACAGUGUAGCAUUAGAUUAAUAUAAUUGGUAUACAGUAUCUCUCUAUAUGAUUUUACUUGAGAUAUGGAACAAACUCAAUGUAUCAUGAUUAUUAUUGUUGGUUAAUUGCAUUAACAUAGUUUGCAUUUACUUUAUUAUAAAUUUAUGAGAGAAAUGGCUUCAUUUGCUAGUUUUCAUCAAAAUGAUAUCCAGUUGGUUUGAACAUGAUUACACUAGUUUACAGUUGCUUUCAGUGUUUUCACGGGCAGACACCGGACAUGGUCAUUUUUUCUUGAUUAUGUGAUGUCUGCUAAUCUGUGUAUUAGUCAUUUUCACAACUUUUUAUUUUUUUGCACUAUGCACUUGUCAGUGUUGUCAAAAACAUGCAUGCAAUGGGAAAAAUCAGUUGGGACAAACAUGUAAUAAAAUAUAUCACUGCAUUGAUAUAGAACAAAUAUAGAACACUGUAUUGUUUGUGUGCAUGUAUUUGGUAUAUUACAGUGAGAGAAAUGGCUCAGUGGUAGACACCAAUGGACAUACAGGUAGUUAUUCUAUUUAGCAGGUCAGAAUCUAGAUGGUAAAUUUUAUGGCAAAAUGUAUGACCGUAUGAAAAUGUGUUUUCUGUGGAGAGCCCCUCCAGCUCCCGGAGCUUACCAGGCUGAUAUGCAUGUAUUAGACCAUGGCAACAGUCCUUCAAAUGGAGUUCUAAUACUUACCAGGGACCACGAGUCAGAACCUGGCCCCCUUCAGAAAGGCAUGAGGAGCAUUGGCUUAGAGAAACCUCCCUGUGGUUGGAAGCAUUCUAUGUCUGCCAUCAACCGGGUUAGGCACCCAGAAAGGUACGUGUCCCAAAACAGACCCCAACUGGUGAAACAUUGCUACCAAAACCCGAAAUGCUAAACAGAACUCCACAAACGGAAAACAAGCAAACAAGCAUGACGUCACACCCGCCGCACCACCUGCCUGCGCAGCUUUCUCCUCCCCAGGAGGGGGAUGGGGGCUCCAGGUCCCUGCACUGGAUAUCCAACCUCAGUUCUGAGGCUGUUGUGCUUGGUGGCGGUUGUUCGACUCUGGCUCCAGACUCGGUGCAGUGCUGUGCCCUUGCAGUGUUGUUCUGCUGUGCUGUGGUGUGUGCGAGCCAGGAGUAAUUCACGAGGUACUGGGGCUGCAUGUGCCUAGGGCUCCCUUUCCUAGGUGCCCUGUAAGUACUGCCCGUGUGGUUUAGGAUUCUCUUCCAUAAGCCGUUCGGGGAACUACCUCUGUAGGGAUCUAUUACUGCUUGGUGAUUGCCUGCCCUUGGGGUCAACUGGGGUUUUCAUAGCCGCUAUUUGACCUUGGGUUGAAGGUGGUAUCGUCACUGGUAGGGGCGCAAGAUACUGUGCAGCUUGUCUGACAUUGAUGCACAGCGGCCGGUUCUGUUCCUCCUGGGGACAUUGUGCUUUUGUGGUGUUUUUCUUAUCUUUUUGUUUCCUUGCCUGGUGGAGGUCUGCCCCUUGGUCACUGUCCACCCUCUGUUCUUCUGAUGGUCCCCUGCUAAGGUCCCCAUGACUGUAUACAUCACAGGGGUUCAGCUUUAGUAGUUAUCUCGUUACUUGGGCCAAUCGGUUAGCAGUACCCUGCCUGGGCUUCCCUUAGCAGUUAGUCUAAGGGCCUUAGAAAACCCUAUUGGGGCUCAUCGAUCUGAUGGAUGCGUCCUCUGGGUCCCAUCUCACCUUGUGUGAGUUUGAGGGUUGCUUUGUUCCCUUGUCUCAGGGUGACAUUCACUGGGUUUACCUGUCAUGCUGUCUGUUCAGUCGAUGACACCUUUGACCCAGAGUCCUGCGAGUGGUGUUCCUUGCUGGUACUCCACUUCAUCCAGUCCACUGAUACUGAUAAUCUGGUGCAGGCAGCUUUGGCAUUGCAUGCAAGGUUUUGGUUGCUGCAAUGUGCUAGGUUGGUUGCCUUUCCGGAUGCCCCGAGGCUGCCUUACUUUGGUUAUAGGGACCCGAACUUGGGGGCAUUAGUCGCUUCUACUUUAGUUUCGUCCACGCUACCUCGUCCUUUCCCUGGUGGUUGUCCUACCCCCCCCCCCCCCCCCCACCUUCCCUUUUCCCUGCUGCCGGCUCCCAAACGACUGAGGGUUUUGGAGUCGGGGUCAGGGCUUAGAGGAUGGUGAGACUCGGCCAGUUUUGGGGGCUGCCCCAUCCGAUUCGAUGAUGGAGGCAUUCAAGCCUGUUUCUCCAGCCAGGUCUUUGAGGUCUGACCAGCAGACCCUCCUUUUCCCAGCUUUUCCGGUUGACUCUGCCUUUUCUUUAGGGGCGGAGGGUUUGGAGGACGGCUCUGCCCUGGAUCCUGGUGUGGAGGAUCCCGGGGCUGGGGAGGAGCUGACUUGGGACCCAUUUGACCCCGAUUGAGUGUUGGUACCCACGGCACGAGGCUUGUUGUUGCAGGAAAAGGGGUUUUCUUACCCUCCUCUCUGUACAAAUUUGAUACGAGUUCUGCUCCUCCCCGAGGUUCAGUUCCGGGUUUCGUUGGAUUCUUCGGUUCCUUCCUUCCAGAGGUUUUCAGCCUCCCACAUCUCCCUUAAGGCCAUUGUGGCUUACCUCCUGCGUGACCCGGAUUUUGCCUCGAUAAUGGACCCUUCCUCAUUUGAGUUCGGUUCUACUUUUCCUUAUUGGCUGCAUUACAUGGUGCUGGAGUCAUCCUGUUUAGUAGACUGUCCUUUCUGUUCUUUGGGGGUGUGGUACUCGUUCUGUCGGACCUGCAUGCUUGAACGGUGGGAAAUUUCUACGGGGGUAAAGGUUUACCUGAGGGGUGAGUUGGAGCACCUCAAUGCAUGCUUAUUUGCCCCCAUUCUUCCUAAGGAUAUCGGCCAGGUGCAGCUUCACAUGUAGAUUCCCAUCCUUUUGGCACCCCUGGUAGCUGAGGAUUUGCAUGCCCGGGGGCAUUUGGCUUUGGUUUUUGCAUUUCUUUUCCCUGCUCGAGCUGUCUUCGUAUUGGCUUGAGGAGGAUGUGGAGGUGCUGGGUACCUGGCCUGUGUCCGGUACCUGACACUUACCUCAGUGGCUCAGGCAUCAGCUGCCUUGUUGAAGUUGUUUGCGCCGAUUUUGAAGGAGGCGGUGUCUCUGUUCUUUGAUUUUUGUCACCUUUUUGUCCAUUGCUGUUUGCAAAUUAUGUGGUUCUGCAGUAUCUGCAGGCGGCAGCUUCUAGCUGCCGCUUCAAGCCACUCCAGCCAGCUUGGAGCUUCUAGCUCCAAGCCACUCACCAAUAUGUUGUCCCUCACACUGUCUCCCUGCUUUCUCUCAUAAUCACCAUGUCCAUCCACUUUUCUGGGCUUUGUCGUUUUCUUCUCUCAAAAUCAUUUAAAUACACUUCACCAACCUAUUAUCCAUUUUGUUUAAUAUGCAUAAACCUUCUUGGUAUUCUCUUCUCAAUCUUGAAGUUUUUAAAUUUUGUCCUCCAUAUCUCUCCAUGACAUUCAUUCCUUAUUAUAUUUUCCUAUAGACCGGGGAGCCGGUCGGCCGAGCGGACAGCACGCUGGACUUGUGAUCCUGUGGUCCUGGGUUCGAUCCCAGGCGCCGGCGAGAAACAAUGGGCAGAGCUUCUUUCACCCUAUGCCCCUGUU
This is a messenger RNA of Procambarus clarkii (red swamp crayfish), 6530 nucleotides long. RefSeq names its product dystrobrevin beta. The record is from RefSeq and is a predicted model, not a curated record. NCBI's taxonomy places the organism in Eukaryota, Metazoa, Arthropoda, Malacostraca, Decapoda, Cambaridae. Gene Ontology annotation, cellular component: synapse; plasma membrane. Gene Ontology annotation, molecular function: zinc ion binding. Gene Ontology annotation, biological process: synaptic signaling.